GUUACCAGCGAUUUCGUGUUUUGUGCGUUCAAAAAGUGCAAUUAAUUAAAAUUAUGCUAAACCGAGCGAUUAUUCCAUCACAAAAACGGUGUGAAAAUAGUGCCAUCUAGUUACGAAAGUGCUUCGCUUGGUAUUUUAAAGCGAACCUGAUUGCGAAGUGAAAUUGCGAUUUCCACAGGCGCAGCCAUACAACCUAGCAAGCAAUCGGCACCAGUGUAUGUAUGUAUAUAUAGUGCAUUUCAGCAAAGAAAAUUACGAGCAAAAAUAUUGCCCUCUCCCCAGUGACAUUUAAGAAUCGAUCGUCGAGGGACAAGCACCAGCAAAAACCCCAAAAAAGGCAAAGCAACUAGCUCUUUCCAGCGGCACCCGAUAGACGGAAAACGGCAAAAAACUACAGUGGAAAUCACAGGAAAGUAGCAAUAAUCAUACCUCAACUGCUUUGACGAAAAUGAAGAAAAUUUGGAACUUCAAAGACAUCCGGAUAGAGAAAAUAUUUUUGAACAAAAUAACGAAAACGCUUUAGAAACCAAUGCAACUUUAAAUUAUAUGCCCACAACAAAUUUGGACCAAAACCGCACAACGGAUUUGCCAAUUCAGCAAGUCGAGAACUUAUCACAUUAUUUAUACUCCAUUAUUUACAUGCCUCACUCCUUACGGAUGGUCUGCCUGACAAAUUUGUUCUGUUGGAUGGCCCAUGUCUGCUACUCGUUAUACUUUACAGACUUUGUGGGUGAAGCAGUUUAUAUGGGAGAUCCUAAAGCUUUUGAAGGCACAUUGCUCCAAACAAAAUAUGAAGAAGGUGUUCGUUUUGGCUGCUGGGGAAUGGCAAUGUAUUCGCUGUCAUGCGCAUGUUACUCUCUAAUAAUUGAAAAAUUGAUACAAAAGUUAAGCGCAAAGGUUGUGUAUGUUGGUGGACUGUUAUUCUAUAGUAUCGGUAUGACUCUUAUGGCCUUGACUCGAGCUAAAGCGAGCGUAAUAAUUUUUAGUUGGACAGCGGGAGUCAUGUACUCUACUUUAUUUACAAUGCCGUACCUUUUGGUUGCACAUUACCACUCAAUGGGAACGUUCGAGCUUGACGGUACCGGUACACCCAAACUAGGAUCGAAUGUCCGUGGGUUGGGAACAGACAUAGCGGUUGUUAGCAGUAUGGUUUUCCUUGCGCAGUUUAUUCUGUCAAUAUGUAUGGGUACUAUAGUAAGGAUAUCCGGUACAACGACCGCGGUGGUUAGCACAGCGAGCUUUUUAAGCUUUUGCGGAGCAAUAGCAGCCACAAAAAUUAUGUAUUUGGAUUUAUAAAUCCACCAAUCUUGUAAACUAAUAAUCAGUGUUCUUUUACGAAAAUCCUAUAAAUAAAAAAUAUUUGUGAUUUCUAGUAUUUAUUGUUUGUCCGAAAAAAAAUCCAUCUUAAUUAUGUACUUAUCUAAGUAAUUAUUAUAUACUAAAAUGCGCGUUGACGGAGAAUAAUUUCAUUCGUUUGGUAUUUAAUGAAAACACCGAUGUAACGAAAAAGCGACGCACUCGUUGGACGCUAAUUCCAAACGAAAAAUCUAAAAAGUCUAAGUCUAAAGCAUAAUACAUAUUAACAUUGUUUCGCCGUUGUCGAGAACUCAGUAGGUCAUAACAAUAGCAAUGACAUUCUCACCAUUAUAAAGCUUAAAAUAAAUUUGCGGCAUAGUAUUAGACGCAGUAGUAAAGAUAAUAGUCAGCCAUAGAAUGUUUUCUUUGGCGUAAGUUUAAGAUUAGGAUUAAUAUUAA
Molecule: messenger RNA, 1755 nt
Organism: Rhagoletis zephyria (snowberry fruit fly)
Lineage: Eukaryota; Metazoa; Arthropoda; Insecta; Diptera; Tephritidae
Product: proton-associated sugar transporter A-like
Cellular component (GO): membrane
Molecular function (GO): sucrose:proton symporter activity
Source: RefSeq, a predicted model, not a curated record